UUUGGUUGUGUGUGUGUGUCUCUCUCUGUGUGUGCGCGCCCAGUACUACUGUAUUGUACUGUGAGAAGGUAGACAGAUAGGGGGCACCGCACCAAAAUCUCCCGCUCAACCCCCCCACAAACUCACUUUCUAACUUCAACGUUUUUUUUUUAAACCGACCACAGGACUUUAACAACUGAUCGCAUUAUUUAUUGAUAACAUUUUCGGUUAGUUUAUGGUUUGUGUUUUUACACACCGGGAGGGCAGAAAUGGCCGCCAACAUGUACCGGGUCGGAGACUAUGUAUUCAUUGAGAAUUCCUCCAGCAACCCUUACCUGAUCCGCCGGAUAGAAGAACUAAACAAGACGGCCAGUGGCAAUGUGGAGGCCAAGGUGGUGUGUUUCUACAGAAGGAGAGACAUCUCACACAGCCUCAUACAGUUGGCUGACAAACACGCACAGGACCUAGAGGAGGAGAAAGAGAGUCCGUCGGAGGCGGACCUGACAGACAAACAGGAGCACCAGUUACGCCACAGAGAACUGUUCCUCUCGCGCCAAUAUGAGAGUCUACCAGCCACACACAUCAGGGGGAAGUGUAGUGUGGCAUUGUUGAAUGAGACGGAAGCUGUUCUCUCCUACCUGGACAAAGAGGAUAUGUUCUUCUACUCGCUGGUCUACGACCCUACCCAGAAGACACUGUUGGCUGAUAAAGGAGAGAUCAGAGUGGGACCACGCUUUCAGGCUGACGUACCUGACAUGCUACAGGAGGGUGACUCAGAUGAACGUGACCAAUCAAAGCUAGAAGAGAAGCUAUGGGAUCCUGACUGUCCUCUCUCCAGCAAACAGAUAGACCAGUUCCUGGUGGUGGCACGGGCGGUGGGGACGUUUGCCAGGGCGCUGGACUGUAGCAGUUCGGUCAGACAGCCCAGUCUACAUGCGAGUGCAGCCGCCGCCUCACGAGACAUCACACUGUUCCACGCGAUGGACACGCUGCAUCGUCAUGGUUACGACCUGUCCAGUGCGUUGAGUGUGUUGGUGCCGUCCGGUGGGCCGGUGCUGUGUCGGGACGAGAUGGAGGAGUGGAGCGCCUCGGAGGCAGCCAUGUUUGAAGAGGCUCUGGAAAAAUACGGAAAGGACUUCAACGACAUAAGACAAGACUUCCUACCGUGGAAGUCUCUGACCAGUAUAAUAGAGUAUUAUUACAUGUGGAAGACAACAGACCGAUACGUACAGCAGAAGAGACUGAAGGCAGCAGAAGCAGAAAGCAAACUGAAGCAGGUUUACAUCCCCACAUACAAUAAGCCCAACCCUAACCAGAUCUCAGUGACCAAUGGGAAGAUGGCGACGGUGAAUGGGGCGGGUCCUGGAGCCUACCAUGCAGCGGGGGGAGGACGAGCCUGCGAGAGCUGCUACUCGACGCAAUCAGCCCAGUGGUACUCGUGGGGGCCACCCAACAUGCAGUGUCGCCUGUGUGUGUCGUGCUGGAUGUACUGGAAGAAGUAUGGUGGCCUUAAGAUGCCAAGCAGAGCGGAGGGGCCCGAGGAGAAGACCCCACCCAGCCCUGUGCCCAACGAGCCUCGGUCGCGUGGCCACGGCCCCCGCCAGUCCAGUCACAUGGUGCCGGUGCGUAACAGCGGCAGCCCCAAGUCCUCCACGAAGACAAAGCAGGCCUUCCUGCUGCAGGCAACCCGCCUCACCAAGCUGGCACGCCACAUGUGCCGCGACAUCAUCAGACUGCGACGCGCUGCGCGGCGCCCCUUUGUGCCCAUUAACUGUGGAGCCAUAAAGGCUGCGUAUAUGUUGCGGCUGUCGGAGGGGCAAGUCGGGCGACCGCCCAGAAUCCGGACCACCCAGAGGAGCACCCUGACCAGCGUCCUGCAGUUCCUGGAGUCCCGCCCCGCGAUACACGCCCCACGUUCUCACCGAACCCUUGGCCUGCAAGCCCCUCCCCCUCGCCGCCUCCUCUCUUCUCUCCCUCACGGUCCCCAUGGCCUUCUGGGUAAACGCAGCUUCCACCACCACACCAGAGCCGAGCCAGAGAAACGCCCAGAAAACCCAGGCCAGACAACGGUACCAGUGCAGAACGGCCGUGGCAGUGGAGGCGGGGGGACCAGGGGCAGUGCUAGGGGCGGAGUCAUGAUUAGGAAGAGACGCCCAAACUUGAUCGAUGCCCCCGAUGACAGCUUCUUCUUUGUCUCCCGGGAGACCAGGAGGGUCAGGUGGCUGCUGUCUCGGUCCCAGCUGAGGCGCGCCUGUCGACAGCCCUGUGAGCAGAUCGCCCUGCGCAGGGCCUCCCAGGCACCACCACAGGGGCCGCUCCUCGCCCUUCCACACCCCCACCCCAGCCUCCGGAUGAGGGGACCCAUUGUCAUCCACGACUGACCCUAUCUCCCUCCCAUACCUGUCCCCUGCCUAUGCUCAGCUCGACAUGCAAGACCCUAAUCCUAGUUUCACCCAGCCCCCGCCCUCCCCAUCGCCCCCCUUUAAAAAAAAAAAAGGUGAACCUCUGAACUCUUCGGAAUCUGACCCUUCACCUCGGCAGGAAGGGAUGUGCUUCGUUGCCGUGGAGACAGACAUAAAGGGGUUCCCACCUGUACACAUCCAACUCCCCUGGGACAGAAAACCAGUGAGUGUGUGACCUUGAUUAUGUUUCUUCUUCUUCAGUACCUACUGCAUGUCAGUGACUGGUGGUUGUGAGCGAUCCUCGGUUUGUCAGAGAGAUCAAACCUGAUAUCAACUAACCAGGUCGGCUGGAUUUACAGGGAUGGUUUGAUCACAAACUAGAUGGUUAAAGGGAUCGGAUCACUAACUAGAUAACUGCAUCAUUAUGUAUCCUACAGUUCCACGACACUCUUAACUUCUGAGUCAACAACAUAGAAAUACGCUCAUUGUAUAUUACUAUACCGAUUGCAACUCUGUACAGUCUAGACAUGAUAUUUUAUGCUCUACCUAGCACUUCUAUAGGCAGAACACUUCCUCUCUUCUCAACAGAACCUGGGACUCAUGACAGAUCUAAUCUGCUUUGGUAUCCUAUUCCUUGUGUAGGGCACAACUUUUGGCCAGAGCCAUCUAGUGCCCAAGGGAAUAAGGGGCUAUUUAGGACAUCCCCUGCUGUAGCAUGCCACUGAGGUCAAGCCUCCUGAUUUGUUUAUGUUGGUGUUCAUGAAUGUCACGUGUUGAAAUAUGAAAUAUGCUGAUUAAAAACAACAGUUU
This is a messenger RNA of Oncorhynchus masou masou (cherry salmon), 3191 nucleotides long. RefSeq names its product metastasis-associated protein MTA3-like. Lineage: Eukaryota; Metazoa; Chordata; Actinopteri; Salmoniformes; Salmonidae. Gene Ontology annotation, biological process: negative regulation of transcription by RNA polymerase II. Gene Ontology annotation, molecular function: transcription coactivator activity; sequence-specific DNA binding; transcription corepressor activity. The transcript has 19 exons. The record is from RefSeq and is a predicted model, not a curated record. Bases 249 to 2360 code for a protein of 703 amino acids. Gene Ontology annotation, cellular component: nucleoplasm; NuRD complex.